Tachysurus fulvidraco (yellow catfish) is the source of this 2708-nucleotide messenger RNA. RefSeq names its product adenosylhomocysteinase-like 1 (gene ahcyl1). Gene Ontology annotation, cellular component: cytosol. The record is from RefSeq and is a predicted model, not a curated record. Gene Ontology annotation, biological process: L-methionine cycle. The transcript has 17 exons. Lineage: Eukaryota; Metazoa; Chordata; Actinopteri; Siluriformes; Bagridae. The coding region runs from base 290 to 1948 and encodes 552 amino acids.
UUGCCUUUAAGCCCCGCCCACAGCUGGUGCUGCCUAUCGCGAGCCGGACGGAAUAAUCUACGUUUUCACAUCAAAAUCACUCCGUGGAUAAAUAGGUCUAGCGGUCCGUCCGUAUCAACACCUUAGUUCUUUUUUAUUUCUUCCUACGUCUAUUUCCGUGUGUUUCGCCUCUCGUUUAUAACCCAUAAGGCUUAGAGGACAUCACGGAAGGUUACAGUAUCCGAGUCUGAUACGGUGUGAAAUACCGGCUGUCGCCUACAUCUUAUAAAGCGCGAAUUAAUAUACAAUCAUGACUGAUUCCGUCGUGGACGCGAAGUCGGAGGUAAAACAGGCCAGUAAAGAGUUUAAGGAGAGUGAAAAUGUGGCGGAGAAAUAUUCAGCUCUCACUGUGUGUAAAAAGAGCGAGCCGAGCGCCGGAGAGCUGCCCGCCGCAUUCACUGCGGUCAGCACACACAAGAGCCUCAAGAAGCAGAUUCAGUUCGCCAACCAAGAGGAUAAGCAGGAAUUCAGCAAGUUCCCAACAAAGACGGGCCGCCGUUCCUUGUCUCGCUCCAUCUCUCAGUCAUCCACUGACAGCUACAGCUCUGCUGCCUCGUACACUGACAGCUCAGACGAUGAAACAACUCCUCGAGAAAAAACUCAGCUCAACUCUAAAGGUAGCAGCGACUUCUGUGUCAAAAACAUAAAGCAGGCCGAGUUUGGCCGAAGGGAGAUCGAGAUUGCGGAGCAAGACAUGUCUGCUCUGAUCUCAUUGAGAAAGAGGGCUCAAGGAGAGAAGCCUUUAGCUGGGGCCAAAGUGGUCGGCUGCACCCACAUCACCGCGCAGACAGCGGUCCUGAUUGAGACGUUGGUGGCUCUAGGUGCUCAGUGUCGUUGGGCUGCAUGCAACAUCUACUCUACUCAGAAUGAGGUGGCUGCUGCCUUGGCAGAAAUAGGAGUGGCUGUAUUUGCCUGGAAAGGAGAGUCUGAGGAUGAUUUCUGGUGGUGUAUUGAUCGCUGUGUCAACACAGAAGGCUGGCAGGCAAACAUGAUCUUGGAUGAUGGUGGUGACCUCACACACUGGGUAUAUAAAAAGUACCCCAGUGUGUUUAAGAAGAUUCAAGGAAUUGUGGAGGAGAGCGUCACUGGAGUUCAUAGACUUUACCAACUCUCUAAAGCUGGAAAACUGUGUGUUCCUGCCAUGAACGUCAAUGACUCUGUCACCAAGCAGAAGUUUGACAACCUUUACUGUUGCAGGGAGUCCAUCUUGGAUGGUCUUAAAAGAACUACAGAUGUGAUGUUUGGAGGGAAGCAGGUGGUGGUUUGUGGUUAUGGGGAGGUGGGAAAAGGUUGCUGCUCUGCUCUGAAAGCUCUGGGAGCCAUUGUUUGUAUAACGGAGAUAGACCCUAUCUGUGCUCUCCAGGCCUGCAUGGAUGGCUUUAAGGUCGUCAAGCUGAAUGAAGUUGUGCGUCAAAUGGACAUGGUGAUCACAUGCACAGGGAAUAAAAAUGUGGUAACCCGUGAGCAGCUGGAUCGUAUGAAGAAUGGCUGCAUUGUGUGCAAUAUGGGCCACUCGAACACAGAGAUUGAUGUGGCAAGUCUCAGGACCCCAGAGUUGACGUGGGAAAGAGUGCGCUCUCAGGUGGACCAUGUCAUCUGGCCUGAUGGGAAAAGAGUCAUCCUGCUGGCAGAAGGGCGCCUACUGAACUUGAGCUGCUCCACUGUGCCCUCAUUUGUGCUUUCCAUCACAGCCACAACACAGGCCCUUGCACUAAUAGAGCUGUACAAUGCACCAGAAGGCCGCUACAGACAGGACGUUUACCUGCUGCCCAAAAAGAUGGAUGAGUAUGUGGCUAGUUUGCAUCUGCCCAACUUUGAUGCUCACCUUACAGAACUGUCAGAUGAACAGGCCAAGUAUAUGGGCCUUAAUAAGAAUGGACCUUUUAAACCAAACUACUACAGAUAUUAGUUUGUAUGAGUCACAAAGACCUUCAUCAGGAAUGAAGAGACCUGCAUUAUUCAGCAAGCCAAGAGAUUUAUUUUCUAUUUACUGUCCAUUUCUAACAGGAAAGCUUGAUUUUACGUGAAUGUUCUCAUAGUGUCUUAGACACUUAAUAAUCGAUUCUCAUAUCUAUAUGUAUACCAAUAAUUCUGCUCUUAUAGCACUGCAUUAGUGUAACUUAUUCUGUAUGAAUUUAUUAUCUUUAAAUCACAUUAUAAAAGGACCAUAUAUUUUAAAUUGUGCCAUGUAUGGGUAGUGGUGAAGUUUGAAUGGGAGCAUGUUUCGGGGAAUUAUCCUAUUUUUCACUUUGAUGUCAUUCCAGUACUUAUAUUAUUACACGUGUUCUAUAACUAAUCUUUAUGCUAACAGAAAACCAAAACGUAAAAAAAAAUAAUGUCACACACUGAACUCAUUAUCCAUAAUUAUGAAUGAUCUACCUGAUAUAAUGCAUUUUGUGGGUGUAAUAAUUACAUAUAAGCUUUAGGUACAGUAUAAGAUUUUUUUUCUUCUUGCAAUUUCCAAAUAAUUGUUUCUUUAGCACUUCGUUUAAUUUAUCCUUUUAAUAUGUAAACAAUUUACAGUUAUUUUUUCCCAAAUAAUAUUUUUAAAAACAUUACAUGAGAAUUUUACAGAAUGAUUUCAGGCCUACUUUGUCUUUGUUAUAUAUGCUGUGGUAUGUAUAUUACUCCCAAGGGCUAGAGUGCUCAGAUACUGUAUACUUGUUAUA